AUGUUUCGCGACGCCGUGAACCUUACCAACGAAGCACCACGCAUAAAGCUGUACCAUCUUGAGAAGGCUCUCGUUGGUGACGCAAUGGGGCUUAUCGAUGUGAAGACGAUUAGCGACGGGAACUACGAACACGCCUGGAAACUUUUAGAGGAGCGUUUCGAGGAUAAAAGGCGAAUGAUCGACAUUCACAUCGCUGGCUUACUUGGAACAAAGAAAAUACCGAAGGAUGAUUAUGCCGAUCUGAGAACACUGGUCGAAACUAUUACGGGUCACGUGAAGAAUCUCAAGUUCCUCAACCAGCAAUUCACAGGUGUGUCGGAGCUAAUUGUCGUUCAUCUUGUCGCUCGUUCUUUGGAUGCGACAACGAAGAAAGAGUGGGAAUCAACAAUAAAGCGAGGCGAGCUUCCCACCUACGAAAACACCAUCACGUUUUUGAAGGACCGCGUCUCAGUUCUGGAGAGAUGUCAGAGCUCAAACGAAGAAUCUCGGUCCCUGCGAGGAACAGCGAAACAACUAACAGGAAAAUCUGCAGUUUCGAAGGCUAACACCGCAACGGCCUCUUCGACAUCGGAUCCACAUUGUGAGAUGUGUGGAGAAAGACAUCCUACGUUCAAGUGUUCGUCGUUUAACAGCCUUUCCACGAGUGAACGGCUGUCCAAAGUUGAAGAGAGGAACAUCUGUUUUAACUGCUUGAGGCGUGGACACAGCGUGAAGAACUGUCCAUCGAAGAAGUCUUGCUUUAGGUGCAACAAGAAGCAUCACACAUUGUUGCACUUGGAGGGUAAUGCCAGCUCGACGAGGCCUUCGAGUGAGAGCAGUGAAGAGAAGCAUUCGCAGUCUAACCCAAAUUCUGCGAUUGGAAUUCCUGGCUCCAGUAAAGCACCGGUGUCCAAUAAGAAACCGGAGACCCAGCCAUUGGUUACGGUAGUACACACUAACAACCCGAUGAAUUUGGCGAGUCAGGUGAUCUUACUAACCGCCCUUGUUCAAGUGGAUGAUCAACAUCAGCGCUCUCGUUUGUGCAAAGCCCUGUUAGACUGCGGAUCCCAAGUGAGUUUUGUAACGCAAUCACUGGUCGCUACUCUUGGGAUUGAAGUGGAAGAAGUAAGUGUCCCGAUAACAGGCAUAGGCAAUGUGAGAUCAACCAUAAAACAGAAAUGCACCAUAAAUGUCCGCUCUAGAUGUAAUGACUACUCAUUCCUCGUGAAUUGCUUGGUCUCACCGAAAAUCACCGGUCGCAUUCCAUCGGUGAAGAUAAAUUUGGACAAUUGGGAACUGCCACAAGGUCUAAAACUGGCUGAUCCGUCGUUCCAUGAACCCAGCCAAAUUGACUUGCUUAUUGGUAUGGACUGGUUCUACGAUAUAAUGAAACCAGGGUGCUUAAAACUAAACGACGACCUACCUAGCCUUCAUGACUCCCAACUGGGAUGGUUAGUGGGUGGUAAGCUGCUCGAGAGGUCCUGUUCAAACUUUGCGAUGAACUCCUGCGCCGUUAGCGUCGAUCCAAUGGAAGAGCUUAUGCAUAAAUUUUGGGAAGUGGAAAGCGUUUCACCGGAGAUGGUUCCUUCGAGCGAGAAGGAGCAGUGCGAAGCACACUUCACUGCAACGUAUCGUCGAGAUGACAGUGGUCGAUUUAUCCUCCAUCUACCGCUGAAGGACAACGCCACGAGAUCAACGAGCAUGAUGACCCCCCUGGAAUAUUGA
This is a messenger RNA of Wyeomyia smithii (pitcher-plant mosquito), 1704 nucleotides long. RefSeq lists its product as uncharacterized. NCBI's taxonomy places the organism in Eukaryota, Metazoa, Arthropoda, Insecta, Diptera, Culicidae. The coding region runs from base 1 to 1704 and encodes 567 amino acids. Gene Ontology annotation, molecular function: nucleic acid binding; zinc ion binding. The record is from RefSeq and is a predicted model, not a curated record. The transcript has a single exon.